UAAAAGGAAAACAGCGUUCUCAUCACAGUAUGAUGCAAGAUUCAAUGUCAAGAGCAUGCAAAUGGGUGAAGGUAAACGGGCGAGUAACUUUUCUCUCUCGCCGAGGAGAUCAGACGUGAUCGUUUUUAAAGUAGUGCCGAUCUUGCUCAAGGUACUUUAAAGAUCCAAUCGGAUGAAACAUCAGUGUGAAUAAUCCUGCCGAAUUAUGCCGCAUUCAUCACGUCCUGAAAUAUUGACGGAAACGGCAGGCGUGAAGAUCGUGAUGUCGCUGCCAGAAGAAGAAGUGAAUUUGUUCUCACCGGGAAAGAUUGUUCUUAAACUGCGGAAAGUAAACGCAGCAUCGGACGUGCAUGCUAAAUCUUGCGGGUUUCAUUUGACCAAGUCGAAAUGGGAUCCGUAUCCAUGGAUUGGCUAUGUCGAAAACAAUAGUCCUGCCGAUUUAGCAGGAUUGAGAGCUGGUGAUUGUCUAUUGGGCGUUGACGACAUUGACUUGUUAGGGCUGAAGAUUAAGGAUAUCGCUACUUUGAUUCGUAGUGAAGAAGGUGCACGCGAUGUAAAUUUUUCCAUCUGGAGAUAUAUACAUCAAAAAGAGGAGCGAAGUGAUGCCGGAUUAGCCUUGAAAGGUCCACUUCCGGAUGUAGCUAAAAAUCUUGCAAAUGCAUUGUCAGGAACGGUCCAUGCCUUGGAGUGUCCAAUUUGCUUGGAAAGCGCUGCGCCUCCAGUUUCACAAUGUGUCCAUGGGCACAUCCUGUGCGUUGCCUGCAGGCCGAAGACGACACGUUGUCCGGUCUGCAGGGUCCGCCUUGGUCAAGGUCGAUGCCUUCUCGCGGACAAAUUGCACAGAGUACUUCGCGACGCCUUCAACGUGAAUAACGAUGGAACAGUGGACAGAACGCCUGUCGCAUUCGAUCGUUGUAAUUUGCGCGAUCAAUUGUUCGGUAAAGAUAGUAAGAAGCAAGAGACCGCGGUCGCAAGUCCAGCGAAAAGUAACUGCAGCGCAUUGAAGCCUAGACAAUUCUUAUUAGCCAGGUUGCUACUCGGCGGCAAGGAGAAAGCUGCCUCCGUCGAUAAUCUAACUAGAGUGUCCGAAAUGACGGAAAAAGCAACGGUGAUUUCCGCUGGUGGGACGGCAAACGCCAACCGUUUGCAUGUACGAUUAUCCUUGAACGAUCGCACCAAGUCCGCUAGUACCGGCGAGCUCUCGAGAAACAGCGAAACUGGUAUCCACGAUUCGUCGUCGCAAAUCGCUGAAUUGUCCGCGAUGAACACCAGCCAGCAAUCGCUGAGCUUGCCACGAACGCCGAUCUGGGGCGGUUCCACGGAUUCUAUGUCCUGUGUACAACUGGCAUGUCCCUUUUUACAAUCUUGUAGAGAAGUAGCGACGGCCGAUUCGCUGCUGGAACACGUCAAGACUCACGCGGUGCCGCAAGUUCAUUUCUAUUCCGGAAGCGCAAAAAUUCCGCUGCCACUUCCCUUCGGAUGCGAUGCUCUUUAUAUAUUUCAUCAUGGGAGUGAUAUAUUUUUCUUCCAGUGCAGAGAGGAAGUGGCAUGGAUGACAUAUCCCGCUAGAACGACAUACACAAGCAGCACGUGGGAAUGGACGUUGCAAGCUUCGGGCGACGACGGUAGGAAGGUGCAAUUGCAAAGACACAUCGCGAGUUUGGAGGAUCCUGUAACGCUAUCCUCGCAGCAUAUCGCACCACUGUCAAAUUCAUUAUUAUUGAAAACUAUUAACAUAAAAAUAUCGGAAUGCCGAGCUCACGAUAAAUUGUACGUGUAAAAGAAACGAAACAUCUGCUAUUCUUAAUUAUAUCCAUCAUUCACAAGUAAAAUGAAUUGAAAACAUUGUUCUACAAAAGUAAAAAACCUUUAUUCGUCAUCAAUAUUGUAAAUCGUCAACUGAUACACAAUGUAUGGAUGUUCGCAUCUAUUUUGAGUAGAAGAUAUAAAUCCGAGAUUAAAAUUUCUUAUAUGUAUGUAUUA
Messenger RNA from Linepithema humile (Argentine ant), 1983 nucleotides. RefSeq lists its product as uncharacterized. NCBI's taxonomy places the organism in Eukaryota, Metazoa, Arthropoda, Insecta, Hymenoptera, Formicidae. Gene Ontology annotation, molecular function: protein binding; ubiquitin protein ligase activity. Gene Ontology annotation, cellular component: cytoplasm. The record is from RefSeq and is a predicted model, not a curated record.